AUUUUUUACUCCACAUAUCCUCUCGCCUCCCGGAGAGAAUUGGCGAUGGCAGCUCAGCUUUCUGGUGUCUGGCUUCACAGCCCAACCGUCUCACUCGCCGGAAACUUACUCCACUUCCGUCACAAUCGUUCUCCGUCCGCCUCUCUGCCCGCCGCACAUCCUUCCACCAUCCAGAUUGUUGGUGGAAAAAAUAUGGGAUGGAAUGGAAUGGAGAACUCCAAACUGGAUAUUGACCCCGGAGAGUUCGAUUGGGCGGAAUUGGAAGCUGAUAUUUGCCACUGGACGAAGGCAUUACGUCCCGUUCAGUGGUAUCCUGGUCACAUUGGAAAAACCGAAAAAGAACUCAAGGACCAGCUCAAAUUGAUGGAUGUUGUGAUAGAAGUUCGAGAUGCUAGAAUACCCUUGGCCACCAGCCAUCCACAGAUGGAUUUAUGGUUGGGGAAUAGGAAGAGGAUUAUCGUUUUGAAUCGAGAAGACAUGAUAUCCGCAUCUGAUCGAAAUGCUUGGGCUAGUUAUUAUGCCAGGCAGGGGACGAAAGUUAUCUUUGCCAAUGGACAGCUCGGAAUGGGAAGCCUGAAGCUAACUAGGUUAGCAAAGGCAUUGGCCGACGGAGUAAACAUCAAGCGCAAAUCCAAAGGACUACUUCCCCGUCCUGUUCGUGCUGGAAUAGUAGGAUAUCCGAAUGUUGGUAAAUCAUCUCUGAUAAACCGGUUGCUUAAGCGUCGGAUGUGUCCUGCAGCUCCAAGGCCAGGUGUUACGAGGGAGCUAAAGUGGGUUCGAUUUGGAAAGGACUUGGAAUUGUUGGAUUCUCCUGGUAUAAUUCCGAUGAGGAUCAACGAUCAAUCAGCUGCUAUUAAACUUGCCAUAUGUGACGACAUUGGAGAGAGGUCUUAUGACUUUUCUGAAGUUGCAGCAAUUCUCGUGCAGAUUUUGGCACGCCUUCCAGCAGUAGGUAACAAAGCUCUUUACAACCGCUACAAGAUCGAGGCAGAUGGUCGGGCUGGUAGAAAUUUUGUCGAGAAGCUUGCUCUUAAGUUAUUCAACGGAGACACUCACCAAGCAGCAUUUCGUAUUUUGUCGGACUUCCGUAAAGGAAGAUUUGGUUGGUCAGCCCUAGAGAGGCCUUCAAACUAGUUUUAAUUUUGCAACCAAUUAAGAAAAUACGGUGCCGCCACAUAUUGCUCCGAUCCUGUGGAGAUGAUGAACACUAUCUUUAAGGAGGACCCUUUUCUGUCUUUUUUUUUUUUGGGAAUAUUCUUAUUCGAACUCGUGUAACAAAAGUCCUAGGUACGAGGAGCUUACCACGGCUUACUUCGAAUGUGUACAACUUGCACAACUAGUGUGGCUCAAUGAGGGUGUUCAAGUUUCUGUAUAUAAAUAUUUUGUACGGCCUAUCCUAAUUUUUUUUUUACGGAUAUUUCACUGUAACAGUGUAUAGUUGGAUUUGGGUCAGCAUGCUACUUGUUCAGAUAU
Messenger RNA from Erythranthe guttata (spotted monkey flower), 1473 nucleotides. RefSeq names its product GTP-binding family protein. The record is from RefSeq and is a predicted model, not a curated record. Gene Ontology annotation, biological process: mitochondrial translation. Gene Ontology annotation, cellular component: mitochondrion. NCBI's taxonomy places the organism in Eukaryota, Viridiplantae, Streptophyta, Magnoliopsida, Lamiales, Phrymaceae. Gene Ontology annotation, molecular function: GTPase activity; GTP binding.